This is a messenger RNA of Neolamprologus brichardi, 7560 nucleotides long. It is a transcript of the gene iqsec3a, whose product is annotated as IQ motif and Sec7 domain ArfGEF 3a. Gene Ontology annotation, molecular function: guanyl-nucleotide exchange factor activity. Gene Ontology annotation, biological process: regulation of ARF protein signal transduction; actin cytoskeleton organization. Lineage: Eukaryota; Metazoa; Chordata; Actinopteri; Cichliformes; Cichlidae. The record is from RefSeq and is a predicted model, not a curated record.
UACUGAGAGAGAGAAAGAGAGAGGGGGGUGGGGAGAUAGACAGGGAGAGAGCGAGAGAGAGACUCAACCUCACCAGAGCGUAGAGGCGUCAGACUGCCGCCACAGCAUCUCGGUUACGCACUGUUCAGAGGCCCCAUCGACCGAUCACCGCUCCAGAACCAGCUAAAGGAGAAGUCAACAUAGCCGGGCGCGUUGCCACAGCUACAGUCAGUAAUGGAGAGCCUGCUGGAUAAUCCAAUGAAAGCCGUUCUUUAUCUGAAGGAGCUCACCACUAUCGUCCAGAACCAGCAAAGCCUGAUCCAAACACAGCGCCAGCGCAUCGACGAACUCGAGCGGAAGGUGGAGGACCUGAUCGGAGAGAACCGACAGUUGCGGGACCCCCAUCACUACGUCCAGCAGCCUUCUCAGCACCACCAUCACCACCACCACCACCACCCGACUCACCGCAGCGCCAGUCCCCAGGCGCCGGCCCACCUUCACCAACACCCGGGGAGCAACAAAGCUGCGGCUCAUCUCGGCCAGCAGGUGCAUCAGCAGCAGCCACCACCACCCCAGCAGCAUCAGCAUCAGCAGAUUACCGGUCUGUCGGCCCAGCCUCAGCAGCAGCAGCAGCAGCAGCACCCGACUCCUCCUGCACCGUCUUCCCACCACCCACAGCAGCUGCAGCUCGUUCCCACCUCGCCGCAGUCGCCCAAAGCGAGCCAAGCCAGCCCCGACUCCGCCGAGGAGGAUAAGAGGAGCCCCUGCUGCAAGUCGCUUGUUCCGCAGACUCCAACCACUCUCUGCCGUUCAGUGGGUCUGGCCAGGAAAGCGGAAAACCCAACAGUACUACACCAGUUCUGCUGCCCAGCCCCAGAGGCUCCUGAGGGGGAGACCUCCACUGCCUGUGUUCCCAGCGAUGACCUUUCUCCAGACUCGUCUAUGGUUCAGGAAGGGAAGGGAGGAGAAGGAGAGCUGCAGAGUGAGGCCCAGUCACAGCCACAGCCACAACCCGAACUGCAACCGCAGCCCCAACAACAGCAGCAAGAGACUCAGCCACAGACUCAGCCAGCACAGCCCCAACCACAGACUGAGCCCCAACCGCAGAUUCAACCUCAACCCCAACCCCAACCCGAAGUCAAACCUCAGCCAGAACCUGAGCCGAAAGCCCAGCCUGCACCAGAGCCCGAGCCUCAGCCGCAAGUCAAGGCUCUGAGCGAGGCGGCCCCACAGGAAGCCCCUAAAGCCCCUUCGCCUUGCCGAGAGGAGCAGACGGUUGCAGAGAAAGAGAAUCAAGAGUCAGAAGAAGUUGUGGAGGCAAAGACAAAGCAAGAGGUAGAGGAGGCACAGGCCAAGCCACGCGAGGGUGAAGCAGCACAGGAGGAAGAGGACGAGGAAGGGGGAGGAGCAAAAGGAGGUGGCCCGGGGAGGAGAGCCAGUCUGCACCACACAGCCUCGCCCUUGAGGGUGCAGCGCAACGGGGCCGGCUCGCACUCCGCCUCCUCUGACUAUGAGCUUUCGCUUGACCUCAAAAAUAAGCAGAUCGAAAUGUUAGAGCACAAAUACGGCGGACACCUCAUCUCCCGCCGUGCUGCCUGCAAGAUCCAGACUGCCUUCCGCCAGUACCAGCUCAGCAAAAACUUUGAGAAGAUCCGCAAUUCACUUCUGGAGAGUCGACUGCCUCGACGCAUCUCCCUGCGCAAGGUCCGUGUGCAAAAUACGGAGGGUUUCUCUGCUGAACGGGCCCUGGCAGAAGGCUGUAACCUGGCAGGCAUCCCACUGGUACGCUCACCAUCUUUGCCUGCCACGGUUGGUGGCACCCUAACUGAUCUGGAAGACUCCUUCACUGAGCAGGUCCAGUCAUUAGCAAAGUCUAUAGAUGACGCACUCAGCAACUGGAGUCUGAAGACCAUGUGUUCACUCCAAGAAGGUGGCAACUAUCAGUUCAGUGCCGAUUCCUUUAGCGCAGCAGCGGCAGCAGCGGCAGCAGGGGUUGGAGGUGGUGGAGAAGGCGGGGGUGGGGACGUGCGAGACUCGGUAAUUCAUCAGGGCUCCGUAGACCCAACCGACCUCUCAAGGAAUGCAAGCAAGCUGAUGAUGGCGUUUCGAGAUGUGACGGUGCAGUUUGACAGUCAGAACUUCCGCGUUUCAUCUUCAGUUAGGGAAUCAUCCACUUCUGUCACCCUCAACAGUGGCACCCAACAAGAAGGAACCUCCGGCACUGUCACCACCACUUCCACGACAGCAAAUUCUGCACCAGCCCCUAUCACACCCGGUCCUUCACAAGGACCCCCUCCACCACCUGCAGACAUCCUAGCAGAGCCCAAAGAACUCCCACCCCCACCCCAGGAGCCUCCACCACCACCAGAAUCAGAGAUAGAAGGCAGCGAGCAGGAUGUUGAAUUCCCUGCGCCACCUCCUUCUGAAGAAGAGCUUGGGGAGAUGGAGCAACCUCCUCUGACCCCUCUGGAUAAGAUGGCAUUCCCCCAAAGCCCAGAGGAGGUUGUUGUGGUGGUACCGCCACCACCCAGAGAACCAACUGUGGCCCCUCCACCACAGGAGACUAUAGUGCUGGGUAGCUCUCCUGUGGUGGAGCCUUUGGAUGUUAAGAGAUGUGGCUCUGAGACGGCAGACAAUAGCUCAGAGCAGAUGAGCAGCAGCAGCACAUCGACGGAGGCACGCUCGACGUCCGAGGCGUCGUCCAAGGAAGCGUUGCAGGCUAUGAUCCUCAGCCUGCCACGCUACCACUGUGAGAACCCCGCUAGCUGUAAAUCACCCACUCUGUCCACAGACGUCAUGAGGAAACGCCUCUACCGCAUCGGCCUCAACCUCUUCAAUGUUAACCCUGACAAGGGCCUUCAGUUCCUGAUCUCAAGAGGCUUCAUCCCAGACACGCCCAUCGGUGUUGCCCACUUUCUGCUACAGCGAAAGGGCCUGAGUCGACAAAUGAUUGGAGAGUUCCUCGGCAACAGCAAGAAGCCCUUCAACAGAGAUGUCCUAGAUUGUGUGGUGGAUGAGAUGGAUUUCUCAGGCAUGGAGCUGGACGAAGCGCUGAGGAAGUUUCAGGCCCACAUUCGUGUCCAGGGGGAAGCCCAGAAGGUGGAACGUCUCAUCGAGGCCUUCAGUCAGCGGUACUGCAUGUGUAACCCGGAUGUGGUGCAGCAAUUUCACAAUCCAGACACCAUCUUCAUCCUGGCCUUUGCCAUCAUUCUGCUCAACACCGACAUGUACAGCCCGAAUAUUAAGCCCGACCGGAAGAUGCUGUUGGAGGACUUCAUAAGGAAUUUACGAGGUGUGGAUGAUGGAGCAGAUAUCCCCAGAGACAUGGUGGUGGGAAUCUAUGAAAGAAUACAACAGAGAGAGCUGCGCUCCAACGAAGACCACGUCACCUACGUUUCCAAGGUUGAGCAGUCCAUCGUAGGCAUGAAAACAGUUCUCUCCGUCCCUCAUAGAAGACUAGUGUGCUGUAGUCGACUUUUUGAGGUGACAGACGUCAACAAGGCCCAAAAACAAGCAGCACACCAGAGAGAAGUCUUCCUCUUCAAUGAUCUCCUUGUGAUCUUGAAGCUUUGUCCAAAGAAGAAGAGCUCCGCGGCCUACACUUUCUGCAAAGCCAUGGGACUACUUGGCAUGCAGUUUCACCUUUUUGAAAAUGAAUACUACCCCCAUGGAAUCACCAUCCUCUCGCCAUUCGGAUCAGACAAGAAGCAGGUAUUAAACUUCUGUGCUCAAAGUGCCGAGGAGCUGCUCAAGUUUGUGGAAGACCUAAAGGAAUCAAUCGCAGAAGUGACGGAGAUGGAACAGAUACGCAUCGAGUGGGAGCUGGAAAAGCAGCAGGGAGCCAAGACACACUCGGUAAAGAACAACGGCACACAGCUAGAGCUUCGCGGUAAACAGGGCUCCCCAUCAGGACACCAGGAGAUAGAUGACAGAAGUGGACACAAUGCAGUAGAGGUGUCAAUUCACAACAGGCUUCAGACGUACCAGCUCAGCAGCAGCAUGGCUCGGAGCCCCGAGAGCGCGGCCCUUCUUAAUCACCGGGGAGAGGUGCUUUUCCAGCAAGGGCCCCAGGGCGUAACCCAAGGGCCUGCGCCUCCACCACAACACCUGCAGCUGCAGUCAGCGGCAAGCACUCCCGCCCAUCAUCUCCCCCUCCAGCAGCACCACCAGCCCUGUGUCAGCAUGGCUGACCUGCGGCCUGAGGCGCUCAUCCAGUGUCAGCAAAUUGUCAAGGUCAUCAUGCUCGACAACAGCAGCCAUGGACGCAUGGAGGCCUUCCUCAGCCAAACGCCCACACACCACCACUACCAGCAUCACCAUCACCACAGCCACCAUCAACUUAGUCACUCCGCCAUGUCCACCCCUGUCCGCUCGCCAGACGGUUCACACGGCAGCGACGGCCACCAGCCCCCACUGCCUCCCCCGCCUCCACCUUACAACCACCCGCACCAGUACAUACCCCCAGACCCCCGCCUCAGUCUACACCGGACCCCAAGUGGCUCUCGGAGCAUGGUGUAAAUAAAUGAAUUCAAAGUUUUCUCCUUGAAAGACAGACACAUACUUCCACAUAAACCCUAUCACUUCUCUUCCUAUAUAACAGUACAUAUUGUACAUAUAUACAUACAGAUGAAGCUAUAAUGAAAAAAAUAAAAAUCCCACUUAUAUGCAUAAAUUUAAGAAAAAAAAGAUUAAAAAAAAUAUGGUUUUAAAAGAGAUAAGAAGAAAUAUAGUGCGUAUAUAAAGUUUUACUUGAUUCCACAUGUAUUUUGAAAUAUGUAGUUUUAACAAAUUUCUAUAACUUUUUGUCAGUUUUAACUCUAGAGAAAACUCACUGCUAUUCACUUCAUGGAUGGAUUCCUUCCACUUCCAGUAUUUAUCAGCAACAACAGAAACACACGAAUCCCUCAAAUCUUUUGAAUUUUUCUUGUAAUGGAUGGAAAGACAUCAAGGAUCUUCUGCUUCUGUUCGCUUUAUCAUCCCAAGCCUCAUGCCUACUGUGCUGUAUGUGCACACGUGCGCAUAGCUGACACUUAACUGAAACUCUGUGCCAAAAUACAUAUGCCUCCACUAAACACUGACUUCUUUGCACUUGACUAAAUGCUAGGGCUAGAAGAAAAAAAAACACUACUCCUUUGCUUUGAGAAAAUAGUCAUUUCAGGCUUCUUGUUCAAGGAGCAAAAAAAAAGAAAAAAAAAGAAUAGCAAAACUGAUAUUUCAUAAAAAGUUAUCUACCCAUUUGCGCUGUUGCUUAUUUAUUUAUGUGAUGGAGGGCCUUCUCUCUUCUCCAAUCCCCCGGAUUUAAAAAAAAAAAAAAAAGAAACAAAAAUGACAUUCUCCCGAUAAGCUGUCUUUGUCAUCCGCUCCUCCGUUGUGUUGUGGCUCUCUAUCUUCAGAAAACACUCUCACCCAAUUGUUGCUCUCCAUAGAUCAUUCUACAGUGAAGGAUGACAAGAACCAAAGGCGACCAAUCAUAUAGAUUGCUGCCGAGCCAAAAAAGUUAGCCCAGGAUGCUUCUGUUGAUUGAUGCUUGUCUCUUACUCUUCAUGUCUAACAUUAUUAAGGCUUUCCAGGAAUUCUUGCCCCUUUUGUCAGCUGUUGGAGGGAAGGUUUUGUCUUGUUUUUCAACAUUUUGAAAAUGUCUCAUCGUCUGAAAUGGCUCUAAAGCUACAGUGGGUUCAGAUGUUAAAAAAAACAGAAAAAAACAACACCAUGUGCUGUCAUCGGUUAUCAAAUGUGUCGUCGCUAUAUGUUUUUUUGUUCCAGGAACUCACCCGAGAAUUUCUGUUAGGACGCUACACUUUUUAAAUGUCGAGAUGUGUGUUUAUUUUAAUUUGCCAUUGUGCCAUCAUUGUGUGUUUUCCGUUGGUGGAUAAAUGUCGGGCAGAGUCCACCCACAAAACAUCCAGACGCUGUCUCUUUACGUCGGUACGACUGCCAGCUUUUGUUCCAGAUCCUUGUGACUGUUUUCUCUGCCGUGCUAACCUUUCAUUUUGACAUUUUCAAAAAGGCAAAAACUACAUGGAGCUUAUACUGCAAAAGCUGGCAUUAGUGGCAUUGUUUGUGCUGUUGGCUAUCCUGCUUUAAAUAAGAAUGGAAGGGAGGGGAGAGAGAAAAAAGAAUGCAUUAUCUGAUCUCUUUCUAUUUCACCUCAGCUUAGAUUGUAAAUACCACAUUCAAAGAGUCAGAAAGGACAAGCAAGCUACCUUUAGCCUCUUCAAAUUGCUAUCGCCCUGUCACGCAUCUGUCAUUCUGAAAUAGGUCAGCGACCGCCAUAGCCUGAAUGCGUUCAUCUUUUAUACAUAACCCCCACCAGGUACUCUGAAAUGGAUGUUCAGUUAACUCUGUUCUCAUCUGACCUCCAUCUGUGGGAUUUGUUGGUUUAUAAUCACAGAGCCAAUGCGGGGAGGUCUCUAUCUCAUCUGUCUGUCCUGUUCCACUUAGGAUGUCACCCUGUGAAAAGACAGCAGUUGGACAAAAAAACAAACAAACAAACAAACAAAAAAGCUUUCUGUUGUUGUGGUUGGCAGAGAUGAGUGUGUGUGACCUACUCACAGUAGCAUCCUAGCUUUCCUGUAAACAAAUCCGUCCUCGCUCCUGUUUAUCCCCAUAAUUGCUUUUGUUAUUAUUUCAUAACACAAUGGGAGGAAUUACAGCUUUCAAAAUGAAUCAAGAGCUGCGAUGAUUCAUUUAACACAUUUACUGGCUACAUUGUAGAAAUGAACUUUUGAAGGUUAUGUAAUAAAAUUUAGAAACUAUUCUACUAUUAUGAAUUUUACCUUGAUUGAUGAUGAUUGUACGGUUGCUGAUUUAUUUGUUUGAAUCAGCUUUCAGAAAUUACAUGAUUGAUUUUUUUUUCUUCUCAUGCAUGUAGUUCCAAAGCUUAUUGAACCCUUACUCCCAAAAAUAUGGAAUUUGUGUAUGAAAGACUUUGCUGUGGGAGGUCAAUUUUUUUUUGUCAUGAUGAAAAUGAAAGCUUGUGGAAGAAUUUAAAAAACAGACAUGGAUUUUUAUUCUUUUUUUUUUUUUUACGAUGACAAACACCCCUUCAAAUACAAAUACAAAUGGCUUCUUUGGGCAAAUGUGUUUUUGUGCCUCGAGGCAAAUCAAAUGCCUCUUUCAUGGCCAUUUUUGCUUGUUUUGUCUUAUUUCUAUGUAUGUUAUGACCCUUUCUUUAUGGUUGCACAUUUUAGUCGAAAGAUAUGCUGCGUGUGCAAGAAACAUGAAUAUGAGGCGCACUGAAAAUGACAGAUUUACAUUUGCAGGGAAACUAAUGUAGCAUUUGGGGAGUGUAGCAGAUGAUAUGGAAGUGCAGUAGUGGGUACCUUUCAUGAAGAAACUCACAAAAGGGCUCUGCCAUACCAGUACAUUGCUUCAUGAAUGACAUGUGAAUCUUGUCUGGCUUUUCACCACUGUGUUUGCUCAUACUAGUAAAAGAAAUACAAAUAGAGGAAAUAUUUAUGGAUAGACAGGUGGAAACUGAGUGCAACAUGAACCAUCAUCUCCCUCAGUUGGCUUUAAAAACCCUCCCUGUCUUUGCGGUAUAUUAACAUGCAAUUAAAGAUGAUUUAAGUCUAUACAUCA